AUGAAUGAAUUUACUAACCCAGAAAACGAAGAUUCAAAAUUUACUCAUGAGCAAUUAAUGCAAAUUACAAAUACUGCAUUAAAUGAAUUAUUGACACAAGACUCAUUUUUAAACGAUCUUCCCAACGGGGUAACUUUGGAAGAAGUAAAUAACCAAAUAGCACUUCAACAUGGAAAAUCAAUCACUAUAAAUAUUUUAAGAGAAGACAAAGAAAAAAUGCCAAUUAUAGUUUCGCAAGCUGAAGGAACAGUAGCAGACUUAAAAAAAUCCAUAAGAAAAUACAUUACUUUAAAAUUAAAAAGAUCAAAAAAGACAAAAAUGAGACAUAAAUUAAUUUCAUGGAAAUACAUUUGGAAAACUUAUUUUCUUAAGCAUUCAGACAAGAUUUUAAAAGACAACAAUGUUAAGUUAAAAGAUAUUGGUAUAAAAAAUAAAAAAAUCAGUGCAUCAUAUUUAUAA
Messenger RNA from Pediculus humanus corporis (human body louse), 459 nucleotides. Its product is annotated as U11/U12 snRNP 25 kDa protein, putative. Lineage: Eukaryota; Metazoa; Arthropoda; Insecta; Psocodea; Pediculidae. Gene Ontology annotation, cellular component: U12-type spliceosomal complex. The transcript has 3 exons. The record is from RefSeq and is a predicted model, not a curated record. The coding region runs from base 1 to 459 and encodes 152 amino acids. Gene Ontology annotation, biological process: mRNA splicing, via spliceosome.